This is a messenger RNA of Fusarium sp. VM40, 495 nucleotides long. The record is from the annotation of a GenBank genome assembly. Lineage: Eukaryota; Fungi; Ascomycota; Sordariomycetes; Hypocreales; Nectriaceae.
AUGGCCAAGAAAAGCGUUCGCGAUGUCCCCCCGGUUCCGGGCAUCUCCCAGGCCACCGUCACCUCUGGUCCUGUCCCUCAACCUCAGCCUCCGGUUGAGGUUCAGGUUCAGCAGCCCAAGCCUGUGGUCCUCACCAGGAAGGGUGACCCCAGGGCAAACGUGCAGUGGAACAAGGUCAUUCCUACCCUCUGGAGCCACUAUGUCGACAACACUCCCCAGCGCAUCAAGCUAGUCGAUGCCUUUAUGAUGUUCCUCGUCGUCGUCGGCGUUAUUCAGUUCAUCAACUGCGCCCUUCUGGGUACUUUCCCCUUCAACGCUUUCCUCUCUGGAUUCUGUGUGACGGUUGGACAGUUCGUCUUGACAGCUUCUCUACGACUUCAAACAAACGAGGCCUCCAAGACCGACUGCCCCUCAGUGUCCCCCGAAAGGGCAUUCGCCGACUAUGUCGUCUGCAGCAUCAUCUUGCAUUUCUUCGCCAUCAACUUCAUCAACUAG